Messenger RNA from Letharia columbiana, 459 nucleotides. RefSeq lists its product as uncharacterized. NCBI's taxonomy places the organism in Eukaryota, Fungi, Ascomycota, Lecanoromycetes, Lecanorales, Parmeliaceae. The transcript is spliced from 2 exons. The record is from RefSeq and is a predicted model, not a curated record. The coding region runs from base 1 to 459 and encodes 152 amino acids.
AUGUCCCAAAUCCCGGUCACAGAAGUCUGCAUCAUCGACCUCAAAGCCCCGUACGACCUCAAAGACCCCUCCACUCCCGAAGGUGCCAUCUGGGCAUCCUCCAUCUCCACCCUGAAAAAAUGUCCCGGCUUCCGAGACAUUUACACCAGUAGCGUCGUCGAGGAUAGGAGCAAAGCCCGCAUGUUUCUUAACUGGGACAGCAAAGCAGACCACCUCUCCUUCUACGACACGCCCCACUUCCCGGCCUUCCGCGCCCAACUGCUCUCCCUCUGCGCCGUCCCGCCGAUCCCGAUCCACGUCCUCUUCCACCCCGCGCAGCCCAAGACCCUACAGGCCCCCGUCACCGAGGUCGUAAUGGCCUACUUUCCCCCUCGCCAUCACGACGGAGCAAAAGGAGAAGUGGGAAUCUACAUGGCAGGGAUUCGUGACGAGGGUGGGGGAGGGAGGUGGAGGGGGUGA